AUGUGCAUAUACGACGAGUAUAUGUGGGAUUUCUGCUUAAAACGGAUCAUCACUCGAGGCCGAGAGUUUAGUUGCCACAAGUCCAAGCAAGAUGCAGCUACAGUGGAUCAUCUUCUGCUGCUUUUGGCUUAUCGGGAUAUUUUUGCCGCCACCACCACCACCACCGUAACGACUACAACUAGCAGAACCACAACGAGCAGAACCACCAUCCCUACUACGAGUAGCAGCACUUUCACCAGCUCAGUAGCCAACUUUCCCAUCGAAAGAGAAUGCGGCACGUGUCGCUGUGGCCUGAUCAACACACUCCAUAAGAUCGUGGGGGGACAGGAGACGCGGAUCCAUCAGUAUCCAUGGAUGGCCGUCGUGCUGAUCCAUGAACGCUUCUACUGUGCGGGAUCCCUGAUCAAUGAUCUGUACGUGCUAACAGCAGCCCAUUGUGUGGAGGGAGUGCCCGUGGAGCUGCUCUCCCUGCGCUUACUCGAACACAAUCGCAGUCAUCCGAACGUGGAUCUUCUGGUUCAGAGAUCUGUCUCGCAGGUCAGGGUCCAUGAGCUGUACAAUUCGCGCACUUUCGACCAUGAUAUCGCCCUGCUGCGUCUCAAUGAACCCGUGGAUGUGGUGGGCCUACACCUGAGACCCAUUUGCCUACCCCUCAAGGGCCACAGCUUUGAUCACGAGCUGGCCAUUGUCACGGGUUGGGGGGCACAGACAGAGGCAGGAUUUGCCAGUGAAACGUUGCAGGAGGUGGAUGUACUUGUAAUCCCACAAAGCGAUUGCCGCAACGCCACUGCGUACAAACCCGGACAGAUCACGGACAAUAUGCUCUGUGCCGGACAGCUGGACGAGGGCGGGAAGGAUGCCUGCGGCGGCGAUAGCGGCGGACCCCUUCAGGUGACCUUCGCCCAGAUGCCGGGCCAGUAUCAGCUAGCGGGUAUCGUGUCCUGGGGCGUGGGCUGUGCCCGACCCAAUACACCCGGCGUCUACACCAGAGUCGGUCAGUAUCUACGCUGGCUAAGUGCGAACACUCCCGGGGCCUGUCACUGUACACCCUAUACCGAGGAGUAUUACUAACAGUACUAACUGUUGUGGCAGCAUCAAAAGUUUGGCAAAUGUUGCACAAAGUACUUGGAGGAAACAUCCAUAUCCAUAACCAUAUCUGGAGUGGCAUUCCCCAAAGCUAUU
Messenger RNA from Drosophila obscura, 1182 nucleotides. Its product is annotated as transmembrane protease serine 6. The record is from RefSeq and is a predicted model, not a curated record. NCBI's taxonomy places the organism in Eukaryota, Metazoa, Arthropoda, Insecta, Diptera, Drosophilidae. The transcript is spliced from 3 exons. Gene Ontology annotation, molecular function: serine-type endopeptidase activity. Gene Ontology annotation, biological process: proteolysis. Bases 1 to 1071 code for a protein of 356 amino acids.